This is a messenger RNA of Electrophorus electricus (electric eel), 2421 nucleotides long. RefSeq names its product colony stimulating factor 1a (macrophage) (gene csf1a). Lineage: Eukaryota; Metazoa; Chordata; Actinopteri; Gymnotiformes; Gymnotidae. Gene Ontology annotation, cellular component: membrane. Gene Ontology annotation, molecular function: cytokine activity; growth factor activity. The record is from RefSeq and is a predicted model, not a curated record.
AGGAGAGUUCUUCUGGCUGCGAAUUACUGCUGCAGUGGAGAGCAUUUCCCCACACUCAUGCUGACAAGCGAAGAUGGUACAAACUUCAGCCACUUCAUCUGUUGAAGUUUGGAAAGUUUAACCAAACAGUUGUGCAUAUAUUGUAACUGGCCGGAGUGACUGGUAUGAAGUUUGUUUCAGCUGCCCAGUGGCAGUGAAUAUCGCAAGAGUAACCUGCUCCAUUUUCAUCUGGGACAAAAUAAGGAGUACAAAAGAACUCAAAUGAAUCUAGAUGUGGACUUUACUCCUUCCCUUUUGCAUAAACCAGCCAGAUGAACACACACACAACAGCCCAUAAAGCCAAGAUAAGGCGUCUUUGCUUCCUUCUUGCACUCUGCUUGCCAUGGGCCUGUGGUGAAGUGCCAGGGCCAUGUAAGCACUCCGUGACCGAAGACCACCUGCUCACUCUGAGACGUCUGAUUGGGAACCAGCUCCAAAAUGGCUGCUCUAUAACAUAUAGCUUCACUGAACGCCAGAAUUUGAGUGAAGCCUGUUUCAUUAAAGCAGCAUUCCCUCACAUUCUGGAGCUUCUGAACACACACUUAAGAUAUGGAAGAGAGUCUGACAACUAUCGCUACACUAACUUGCUGAAGAACUUAAUCUACAACAUUUAUUCCCAGAAAUGCAUUCCUCAAAUCAAUGAGGAAAUUGAGAACGAUCCAGUGAGGUUUGCAAGAGUCCACACGACCUUGCCCAGUGUAGGGCUGGAGAAAGCAGAGCAGGUCAUCAAGAUGUACAAGAACCUUGUUGCUAAGAAUGACAGCCCUGUGGAGUGGAACUGUGGGGAUGAAUAUGCAGAUUACCCAGAACCCACCACUGCAUUUUCCACUCAAAGAUCGGCAACAGCUGUAUCUCCACCGAGGCCCUCACUGGUACCUGCGUGGUGGGGCCACCCAGGAAGAUCUAGUACACCUGAACCUGUGGUCAGAUACGGUGCAUCAAAUUUACCUGAGAACCAUCGUGCACUUACUUCUCCAAAUCCUAAUCCGUCCGAUGUGACGCGCACAGCAUCCAAACUCUUUAAAGAAGAACCUUAUAGUUCCAGGAGUGAGGAUUCUUCAAAUGCCAUCUUUUCCACUAUACAAUAUUCGACAGAAAACACCUCCAAUUCCCUUUUAGAAUUGGAGAAUGUACCAAUGUCAGCCAUUUCCGUUCGCAAUUCACCCUUUACUGAGUUACCAAGAAUACAGCAAAGAAGAACUGAUGUGCUUCUCCAAACAACAACAUCUCAGUUCUCUCAUCAAACCACCAGGCAUCUCCAGUCAGAUAGGAGCACAGUACUUGUACGGGCCAAGAGAUCUUUAGAUACCAGAACCCAUGGAACACUGCCUAAUUUCUUCUCUGCAUUGCUGCAGAUUUGGACUAAGUCAGACCUUGCAGACAUUCACAGGAAAGAGCCCCUCCGAGACAUCACUACUUGAGUGUUGUUACUGUUACACAUUUCCAGACACAUCACAUGGUGACAUCCCUGCCAAGGAAUGUAAUUAAAACCACCAGUAAGGCAACAAAUUAUUAAAAGUACAUUACUUUUUUUUUUCUUUUUUUCUCUUUCUUUUUGUGUCUUAUGUAUAUUUGGAAGGGGGUCUGUCAGAACAACAAACAGCACCUUCACAGAACAAAAGAAAGAGAAACACAAAGGUAUUUAUUUUAAAAAUGUACACGCGUAUUUAAACCAUUCAGCCUGAAGCGUUUGGGGUUGCCUGUGGUGUAGUAUGACACUUCUCAGUAUUUUGAUGUCUUUUAUUGUUGAAACAUCCACUACUACGAUGCAGAGUCAUAGAACUGUGUCGGUAAUCGGUAAUCUGUUGGGUUGCAACAAACAUAUUUCAGUCUGAAGCCUCUUUCCUUAAAUGUUAAACUGAAACAUUCAUUUCUCUUCCCCUACCACUCACAACGUCACGCUUAAAAUGCACGCCUAAUCAAUGAAACUGAUGUUUCAUUUUCAUUUGCGCCAUGAGCUUUGUUUUUCUUUAUUUUUCUUUACUACGUAUUAACAAUGUUAUUUGGUUUAUAGAAUGUUCAUCUUUCUGUUAAGAUCUGAUGAAUAUAAGGCCCAGGUGAAAUCAAAGUGACAUUGUAGCAUUCGUGAGUAUACGGUACAGCAGCCUUGCAUGGAGUAUUCUGUCAAAUAUAGAGCAACUGCUGUAUGUAAAAGAAGCCAUUUAGACCAGAGCUGGAUACUAUUAGGUAAUUAAGUAACAGAUAAUAGGCAGUAUGAUCAUUUGGAAAUGCAAAGAAAAAUAUUGUAACAAAGUUGUACUAUUAUGAAGAAACAGUGGGUACAUAUAUUUUUUUAUAAAAUGAGAUAACAAAGAGGAAUAAAUUGUUUUGUCAUUAAACAAUACAUUCACAUUAAAAACCAUAAUUCUUUUUAAAAAGCAA